Molecule: messenger RNA, 1389 nt
Organism: Pungitius pungitius (ninespine stickleback)
Lineage: Eukaryota; Metazoa; Chordata; Actinopteri; Perciformes; Gasterosteidae
Gene: hoxc5a
Product: homeobox C5a
Exons: 2
Coding region: 475-1101 (208 amino acids)
Biological process (GO): anterior/posterior pattern specification; positive regulation of transcription by RNA polymerase II
Cellular component (GO): nucleus; nucleoplasm
Molecular function (GO): DNA-binding transcription factor activity, RNA polymerase II-specific; RNA polymerase II cis-regulatory region sequence-specific DNA binding
Source: RefSeq, a predicted model, not a curated record
UUGCCCCAUACCAGACACCAGAUGACGCUCUUGUCUUACUGUCUCGCCCUUUUUUUGCGCUAAAGAUCCCUGCCUGGUCCUCAACAACCAACAGCUCAAAGUUUACCGGACACGUUUCUCCAAUUCAUCAAUGAGAGUAUCAAAGCCAAUUUAUGACUGGCCAACAUGCGCACGUGAUCCCAUACAAAUACCCCAUAUUUGGGCAGCGCACGUCGGAUCAAGAAUUAAAAAAAGAUACCAAAGCCUACUCCACCUAUAAAUCCUGGAUUAUUUUUUUAAGGCAGACAGCUUUGAAUUUUUCAAAAGCGGCUACAAAGAAACGCAAUGAUCAACAAAAACAAGGAAAUAAGCUCAACAAUCACCCCGGAGACCGCUCUAGUUUAAAAAGAAAGUGUCGCUGAUUGUUCGAAAACGAGCUCUUAUGUUGACAGCUGCAAUCUCGGGAAAACAAGCGAGACAACUUCUCCUAACACUAUGUUUAGUUUCGAUCUUUCUGGGCGCCCGUCCAGCCGCUACGAGGGUGCUAAUGUGAACGGGAUAUUCACAUGUCCCGUCCCCACGACCUCUGCUCAACGGGAGGAGAUGAAAACGAGCCUGCGUGGCAACGCGGAUCCUCCUCUCCCGCCGCCGGGACCGCAGAUGACCAUGGUCUCCGGUAGCUCGUCGGAGAACGCGAGCGCUUUCGACUACGACAGCGGCUCGCUGCUCGGACUGGGCGCGGAGAGAGACCCGGAGAGGAGCGCGAAAUCCGGCGCAAACAAGAGCCAAGAGGGCGAGAGGAACGCGGCGAACACGCAAAUGGUGAAACGACACACAGGCGCGAGCCAGCUCCAGGACAGCGAGCAGCAGCCACAGAUUUAUCCAUGGAUGACAAAACUGCACAUGAGCCACGAAUCGGAGGGUAAACGCUCCAGGACCAGUUACACCCGCUACCAGACUCUGGAGCUGGAGAAAGAGUUUCACUUCAACCGGUACCUGAGCCGCCGCAGGCGCGUAGAGAUCGCCCACACCCUCUGCCUAAACGAGAGGCAGAUCAAAAUCUGGUUCCAGAACAGACGAAUGAAGUGGAAGAAGGACUCAAAGGUCAAAGUGAAGGAAUAAAAGAGCCCCAGAGAGUGGGUGCGUGCAGCGCGUUUUCAUCCCGUCACUGCACAGUGCUGGAGUGCCGCCUGACCUCCGGAUGAACUGCUAGGAGCAAUGACAUCAUGACACCGCGCUGUGCGCUUCAUCACCAAUUAUGUGUCACUUGCUGCAGUUUGGGACCUAAUGUAUUGAAUAUCACUCACUUUGAUCAAUCGGUUUACAUUUCUAAAUUAAUUUGGUGCCCAUGCGAUGAUAACCUCACUUUGCUGCACGAAGGGGACAAGAGGUCGAGGGGGGGGGGGGGGG